This is a messenger RNA of Elaeis guineensis (African oil palm), 2074 nucleotides long. Its product is annotated as T-complex protein 1 subunit epsilon. The record is from RefSeq and is a predicted model, not a curated record. Gene Ontology annotation, molecular function: ATP binding; ATP-dependent protein folding chaperone; ATP hydrolysis activity. NCBI's taxonomy places the organism in Eukaryota, Viridiplantae, Streptophyta, Magnoliopsida, Arecales, Arecaceae. Gene Ontology annotation, biological process: protein folding.
CCGGAGCUCCUGGACGAGAAAUAUAAUGAGGUCUCCUCUUUUCUGGAACUUACCACUGCUUCCGCCCACUCUCUUCCCCCCUUGCGGCGGUCGGUGUUCCUCUUCUCCGUUCCAGGUUGGAGGAGGAGGACGAGAAUGGCGUUGGCGUUCGACGAGUAUGGGAGGCCGUUCAUCAUCCUAAAGGAGCAGGAGCGGAAGAGCCGGUUGAGGGGCUUGGAGGCUCAGAAGGCCAACAUCUCGGCCGGGAAGGCCGUCGCUCGGAUCCUCCGCACCUCCCUCGGUCCUAAGGGCAUGGACAAGAUGCUCCAGAGCCCCGACGGCGAUGUCACCAUCACAAAUGAUGGGGCAACAAUCUUGGAGCAGAUGGACGUUAACAACCAGAUUGCAAAGUUGAUGGUGGAAUUGUCCCGGAGUCAGGACUGUGAAAUUGGUGAUGGCACCACAGGAGUUGUUGUUGUGGCUGGUGCACUUCUAGAACAGGCUGAGAAGCUUCUGGAACGUGGCAUUCAUCCUAUUUGGAUUGCAGAGGGUUAUGAGAUGGCCUCUAGGAUAGCUGUGGAGCAUCUUGAGCGAAUAUCUCAGAAAUUUGAAUUCAGUGUUAGUAAUAUUGAACCUUUGGUGCAGACCUGCAUGACCACAUUGUCUUCAAAGAUUGUUAAUCGAUGCAAGCGUAUGCUAGCUGAGAUUGCUGUUAAGGCGGUUCUGGCAGUUGCAGAUCUCGAAAGGAAGGAUGUAAACCUUGAUUUGAUUAAAAUAGAAGGAAAGGUUGGAGGUAAGUUGGAAGAUACCGAGCUCAUCUAUGGAAUAACUGUUGACAAGGAGAUGAGCCACCCUCAGAUGCCAAAGAGAAUUGAAGAUGCGAAAAUUGCUAUUCUGACUUGCCCAUUUGAACCACCGAAGCCAAAGACAAAGCAUAAGGUUGACAUUGACACUGUGGAGAAAUUUCAGACCUUACGUCAGCAAGAGCAGAAGUACUUUGAUGAUAUGGUUCAAAAAUGCAAGGAUGUUGGAGCAACCCUCAUUAUUUGUCAAUGGGGUUUUGAUGAUGAAGCAAAUCAUCUUUUGAUGCAUCGGAAUUUGCCUGCUGUCAGAUGGGUUGGUGGUGUUGAGUUGGAAUUGAUUGCCAUUGCUACAGGUGGAAGAAUAGUUCCCAGAUUCCAAGAACUGACACCUGAAAAGCUGGGAAGGGCUGGACUAGUUAGAGAAAAAUCAUUUGGAACAACGAAGGAUCGGAUGUUGUAUAUUGAACAAUGCGCAAACUCAAGGGCUGUGACCAUAUUCAUUCGUGGUGGUAACAAAAUGGUGAUAGAGGAAACUAAGCGUAGUCUUCAUGAUGCGCUAUGUGUGGCAAGGAAUCUGAUCCGUAACAAUUCCAUUGUUUAUGGUGGUGGUUCAGCUGAGAUAUCUUGCUCGAUCGCCGUAGAAGCCGCUGCAGAUAGAUACCCUGGAGUCGAGCAAUAUGCUAUCAGGUCCUUUGCUGAAGCUUUAGAUUCUAUUCCGAUGGCUCUGGCAGAGAACAGUGGUCUCCAACUUAUUGAUACUCUCACUGCAGUCAAAUCUCAGCAAAUCAAGGAGAACAAUCCAUAUUGUGGCAUAGAUUGUAAUGAUGUUGGGACGAACAACAUGCAAGAGCAAAAUGUAUUUGAGACGCUGAUCGGCAAGCAGCAGCAGAUCUUGCUUGCAACACAGGUGGUGAAAAUGAUUUUGAAAAUUGACGACGUGAUCACCCCUUCUGAUUAUUGAUUGUAUUUGAGAGGCCAAAAUUUGUGGCAGAGUUAUGCGUUCAUGAGAAUCCAUUUAGCUAUGUGGAAGAGAAAGUUACAGUUGUUAGAUGAGUUUGGUGUCUGAAUCUGUUAUUCAUUUUUUGCUUUGGGUGCAACUUUUGUGCUGAGGUUAUGAUUUGUAGAUGGAGUUGUGACUCAAAAUUUUUCUAUUGCGUUUUUGGUGGUUUAUUUAACUGAUGUUAAAGCCAUCUUUGUUUUCUACUCAGAUUCUCGUAUGAGCUUAUCAUGGGAUUGUUUGUAACUACGAACUGGAGGAAGAUAUAUGGCACGGCAAGUAGUAUUUAAAUUUA